AAAAGGUUUAAUUGACAGCUCACACUCGGCAUUAUAAUUUUGUUAAUUCCUCAGACAACAAGCAACUCUUAAAUCAGAAAAAAUGGUAUACCUUGUUAAAGAUGAAAAUGACUUCAACUCACAACUUGAAGCUGCCGGUGACAAAUUGGUUGUUGUUGACUUCUUUGCUACAUGGUGUGGUCCAUGCAAGAUGAUUGCUCCAAAAUUAGAAGAAUUUGCUUCUAAGUACUCGGAAAGAAUUGUUGUUAUCAAGGUUGAUGUUGACGAAUGCGAGGAAUUAGCUGUUAAGUUCAACAUUUCAUCUAUGCCAACUUUUGUAUUCAUCAAGAACAGCCAGAAAGUUGAUAGCUUUUCAGGCGCCAAUAGCGAUAAAGUUGAAAAGACAAUUCUUCAAUAUUCAGCAUAAAUCUAAUUGCUACAGUAUUGUCAAACUAUAAAGCAUAAAAAUAUAAGAG
Molecule: messenger RNA, 455 nt
Organism: Chironomus riparius
Lineage: Eukaryota; Metazoa; Arthropoda; Insecta; Diptera; Chironomidae
Source: the annotation of a GenBank genome assembly